This is a messenger RNA of Myodes glareolus (Bank vole), 6148 nucleotides long. RefSeq names its product 5'-nucleotidase, cytosolic IA (gene Nt5c1a). Gene Ontology annotation, molecular function: nucleotide binding; 5'-nucleotidase activity; magnesium ion binding. NCBI's taxonomy places the organism in Eukaryota, Metazoa, Chordata, Mammalia, Rodentia, Cricetidae. The record is from RefSeq and is a predicted model, not a curated record. Gene Ontology annotation, biological process: adenosine metabolic process; nucleotide metabolic process. Gene Ontology annotation, cellular component: cytoplasm; cytosol.
CCAGUUCUGCGAGCUCCGUGUCUCUGCCGCCACCUGCUCCCGCCUGGCCGGAUCGGAUCCGAGCCGAACCAUGGAACCGGGACAGCCCCGGGAGGUCCGUGAACCCGGGCCAGGGGCAGAAACCGCUGUGGCGCCGCGCUGGGAGGAGGCCAAGACUUUCUAUGACAAUCUCUCGCCCAAGAAGAAACCCAAAUCGCCAAAGCCUCAGAAUGCGGUCACCAUCGCUGUGUCCUCCAGAGCCUUGUUUCGCAUGGAUGAGGAGCAGAGGAUCUACACGGAGCAGGGGGUGGAGGAGUAUGUGCGGUACCAGCUGGAGCACGAGAAUGAGCCCUUCAGUCCCGGGCCAGCCUUCCCCUUUGUGAAGGCCCUGGAGGCUGUGAACAAGCGGCUUCGGGAGCUGUAUCCCGAUAGUGAAGAUGUUUUUGACAUUGUCCUCAUGACCAACAACCAUGCUCAAGUGGGAGUCCGUCUCAUCAACAGUAUCAACCACUAUGACCUGUUCAUUGAGCGAUUCUGCAUGACAGGUGGGAACAGCCCCAUCUGCUACCUCAAGGCCUAUCACACCAACCUCUACCUGUCAGCUGAUGCAGAAAAAGUGCGAGAAGCCAUUGAUGAGGGGAUUGCUGCUGCCACCAUCUUCAGCCCCAGCAGGGACGUGGUUGUGUCCCAGAGUCAGCUCCGCGUGGCCUUCGAUGGGGACGCUGUGCUCUUCUCUGACGAGUCAGAGCGCAUUGUCAAGGCCCAUGGACUGGACAGAUUCUUCGAGCAUGAGAAGGCCCACGAGAACAAACCUUUGGCACAGGGCCCCCUAAAAGGCUUUCUGGAAGCACUCGGUAGACUGCAGAAGAAAUUCUACUCCAAAGGCCUGCGGCUGGAGUGCCCGAUUCGUACUUACUUGGUGACAGCACGCAGUGCAGCCAGUUCUGGGGCUCGGGCCCUCAAGACCCUGCGAAGCUGGGGCCUGGAGACCGAUGAGGCCUUAUUCCUAGCUGGAGCACCCAAGGGCCCCCUUCUGGAGAAGAUCCGCCCACACAUCUUCUUUGAUGACCAGAUGUUUCAUGUGGCUGGGGCACAGGAGAUGGGCACAGUGGCUGCCCAUGUGCCUUACGGUGUAGCCCAGACACCCCGGCGGGCAGCUGCAGCUAAGCAGACUCUAGGGUCACAGUAGUAGGGUCAGCUCGUUGUGGGCUCCCUGACGUACUUCCGAACCUCAUCUGGUGACCUUUCCUGGCUUCUCGCUGUCCACCGUCCUGCCUGCUGCCCUCUUCCCUCUGCUCAGAUACUCCAAGGAAUUUAGGAAGUCUGGGCCAGCAUUCUCACAGUCCCUGCUGGGCAAACACUGCCACGAUCCUAGCGAGGAAAGCAGGACUCGGCAGGGUAGUUUGGAGAAAUUGGUAGGACGGAGAGCGGCACAGUCAGAGAAGCCAGGAUGCCAAAGGGCUUGGGAUGAAAACUGUCACAUGUAGUGUGAAGAGCACUGUGCAGGAGAGGCUGGAUUAAGGCAUGGACUGCAUGACUUAAGUCCCUCUUUUUUGUAAGCCUCAGUUUACUCUCCCCGCUUUAAGUGGUUUCCAAGCUGUCCUUUAGUCAAAGCUUGGUUUUACAAGAUGAUGCCCUAAAUGAAUCCUGUGCCGGGGCUGCUGGUCCCUAUGGCACCUGUGUAGAUUACAAGAUAACGCUCUGUCUAGGUGAAUGAAUGACAAAAAUGAUGGCCCUUCCUCUGGCCCAAGCCUGGCCAUUGGCUAGAUUCCAGACCUUGGCUCCUCAGCCCUUCAGCCCAUCAGAUGGGAAAUUCGCACGGUGCUGCACAGCAGCCCUGCCUAUAUCUUGCCAUGCUUGGGAACCACUGCACGGGGUGACCUGUUGUUUCCUGUGACUUGCUAACCUGAGCGAAACUGACUGUCUGUUGCCAGCUGGAAGGUUUGUGGGGAAAAAAUGAUGGGAGGAAUGUACCCUACGUGCAAAUUCUCCCCUAGCCAGCAGGGGGCACUGCAGGCUCCUCCUGGAUUGCGCUUUAGUGGCUUAACAACUGGUGGGUGGGGGGGGGGUUCCUGUGCUUUCAGUUUUUAGGUAAAGUUCGGCAGUUCUGCCUGCCAACCUCCUCACCUCAGUCCUGGGUCUACCAGCCACUGCCACCUACCAUGCUGUAAGAAAGGUCUCCCAGCAACCAAAGAGCACUCCAGCCCCAAAUAUGGAGAAACCACAGGCUCUAAAUGAGUGAUUGUCCAGAUUGAGUCUGAAGGCAAGCUGCUGCAGGGAGACUGGGAAGUGUCAGGUCUGAUCUUAUCUGAACCCAAAGACACUAAGGACGUGCCGGCUUAGAGAGGGAUGCGCUGAACGUGCACCAGCAUGAUGCUGCUGUGGAGAAGGAAAAGCCAGUCAGAGCUACCCUGGAGGUGAUGAGCUGUCACUGGGGUGUGGUACAAAGGACUCUGGGAUGAACCGGCCCCCUGAGAGGUACCAGUGAUGACUCCACCUUUGCGUGAAACCAGGCAGCCCUUUCUUCUCCACAUGAUGAGUGAUGGUCACCUCCUCCUUUGUUAAGCAGCCCUGGCACUCAGAGGAAGGGUGAAAGACUAGAUGCUUGGUUCCCUAAGAAGACAAGCAGGUACAUGUAUUUGUGCACCGAUUGCCUGGCUCCCACAGGGAUUUCAGCAAUGGGGAAACCCAAAGCAUCAUCAGAGGGCCAGGACAGGGCCUGGAAAUGGGGAGAAGGGCAACCGGAGACUCUGACCUCUGCCUUUCUAAGCAUUUGACUCAGGAUCUGAACGAGAACAUGUUCUGAGCAGUGUGUCUCAGGGUAGCAGCUGCAGGAAGGAGGAUGAAGAAGGCUCAGGAGCUCCUGGAAAUGAGAACCAGCUUGGGCCAAGCGAGAAACACGGGGUUGAACGUGCACCUGUGUCUGCAGCAUGUGGACACUGUUCCUGUGUGUGUCUGCAGCAUGUCGACGCGGUUCCGGUCUGUGUCUGCAGCAUGCGGAUGCGGUUCCCGUCUGUUUCUACAGCAUGCGGAUGCAGUUCCUGUCUGUGUUGCAGCAUGCAGAUGCGGUUCCCAUCUGUGUUACAUGCAAACAUUGUUCCUGGAAAGCGGUGAUGCACGUGAGAUAGACAGAGCUGCUUUAUGGAGCCACUGGCAUUAUUGCACCCAGGAGGGCACAAAGCAAAGGUGUUUCUGCACAGGGUCAUUUUCAUCAUUAUAGCAGGACCCUUCCAGCCAAGCAGAGGAGGCCUGGGGUAGAACAAAGUCUGUAAGAGGCUUCCUCCACUACUGGUUCUCCAUGAUAGACCAGAGAUGCUGCACAACGUAGGAGCAGCUGCAAGGGAAUGAAGUGGGGGGUGAGAGGGGAAGCUCAGCCACGGGGCACUUUCCGUCUUCCUUAGAUCACACGGUAGCCGUCUGCCGUGAGGGCAUCGUCACCCCCUUGAAGGGUCCCUUCCUCAAGGCUCAGUCAGUGGUCACAAGAAGCUUGUAGAGAUGUGCAGAAUGAAGGCUCACAGAGUGUCCUUAUGGUGCCCAGUCAAAAAGACUGGGCUGAAGACAGCACCGGAUGUGCUGGGAUGCAGGAGGCUUAGUGGCCAGGGCCUGGUCAUGAAUAUGGCAAACGUUUGCAGGUUUCUCAGGAAACAGGAAUGGUACCAUGCCAGAAGCAAGAAGAUAAGGUGCAGUCAAAGCUACGGAUUUCAUGGGAGACACCAUGAGUAGAUACAGACAGCCCUGGGCAGCGCAGAAAGGUUUGAAUUCUAUUACCGAAACUAAAUCGAGCAUCUCAAGCCUGGGCAAAAGCUUCUGGAGCUGGACUAAAAGGCCAGAAGUCCUGGGGGCAGGCUCCAGCUGCAGCCGCACAGUCCUCCUGAUGGACUCGAGGGCUGAAGAGGAGCCUGGCAGCACGAAGCAUUGUUUAUUGUGUUACCAGUAGAUUUAAAAACCAGCUGAGCAUCAAAGCUCCAGGCCCAACCUCAGACCGCAGCACUGGGGCAGAAGAGCCAACCGCUCCCAGAACUCUGGACGCCUUUAGCUGGAAGCACCACAUCCCUAGGUCUGGCAGAACACUCCUCCUAGGAGGUGCUUGCCAACCGAGUCCCAGGCCCUGUGGAACUGCCACUCAGCAGAACAGUAGCUCUGUUUGUUAUUAAGCCUGGAGACUGCUAAGAUUACUACAGAAUGCCCUUCGGGGGAGGGAGAGGAAGCUGGGCAUCUGGCUCAGCUAGCAGAGUGCUUACCUACUGAAUACAAAAGCCUGGGUUCAACCCACAGCACUGCACAAGCUAGAUAUGACGGUGCACACCUACAACUCCAACACUGGAGAGGUGGAAGCAGGAGGGGUCAGAAGGUCAAGGUGGUUCUCAGCUGCGUAGCCAGUCCAAGUCCAGUGUGGGCAGCAUGAGACCCCAUCGCAAGAAGAAAAACGCAAACCCUCCCCUACAUGACAGUCGACUACAUUAGUGGGAAUGCAGCAGAAAGAGCUAAGAAGCUAGCAAGAAGUUCAAGUCCAUGACAGACUACACCUCUGUUCGAUUGGAGUGCAGUAAAGUGAUGAUCAGAAUACCAAAGCCCCUCCACAGCAUGUGGUAAAUAGCCCUGCCCCAAAUGUGUCCCUGGGUAUCCCUUGGUAACCUCAGAAACCCUGGCCCCUCCACGGGGAAUCCUGUAUCUUCCUGUGAUCCAGUCUGCUUGAGGAGAUACCAGCGCUGUGGCAAUUUCUACCCUCUUGAGGUGUCCAGGACGCAGUGAUUUGGGGAGCUAUUGUAACUUGCUCAAAGUUGCCCAGCUCGUAGGUAGCAGUGCUCGGACUAUCUGAUGCUGAGACUUGGAUAUCCAUCAUUUCCCAUACAGUGACCAGAGAAGCUCCAUUCUGAGGUCUUCACUGGAAGAACUCGCCCGAAGCUGACUUGUUGAAAAGCUGGGACACAUUUGAACAGGUACAUUCUGGUUUGAGUUGCCUCGCUGACAGUGAUGUAAAUUAGCUCAAGGGCAGUCCUUCUAAACCGCUUUUGAACAACUUCAAGCUAUGUGAAACUCAGUUUGCAGAUCAUUGAGUUGAGCUAAUAAGGGGUGAGGCCAAAUUGGAUCCAUUUCCUAUUGUCAUAAAGAAGCUUCUGUUGUUUUAAAUAUCACAUCCACUGGCUUACGGAUACACCACAGCAGCAGAACUCGAUGGUACCAACAGAAACUCCAAAGCCAAAAGAAUACUUAUUAUCUGACCCUCUUACAGAGAAUGUCUGCUGACCCUUGCAUCAAGGUAAACACCCUGGCCCACUGGGACAAACAAGGUUAUUUCCUUCUAAGCAUUUAAGGACAGAAAUCAACUCCCUAGCUAAAGGAGGCAGGGAGAGAUGGGGACUUAACAACUAUCUAACCCUUUCAUGAUACUCAAGGAUUUAAAAUUCCAAGUACUGUAAAUUGCAAGUUGGUUGAUGCAUACAUUUGACACGAGUCAGACUGAAUUCACCCUCUCAAGCUGAUGGGUGAGGGACCAGGAACAUGACCUUGGCUACAGGUGGCUUUGCUGGUUCCCCAACACCCAUCCCUGCAGCUGUCUCCUUAGCUCCUCAUUGGCCCCAUGGGGUCUCUUGAGCCCUAAUGAGGGCUGGUAAGUGAAUGGCUGUAAAACAUGGGCUUUGAAUAAAGGGGAGCGCCCAGUGUUGACUUCAGCAGCUCCGAUCUAGUGAGCCAUCCUCACUCCGUCUCUGAAAACAAGUUCUCGAGGGUCCCUGGAAGGCUUUGUCUCAGAAGGAUGCUGAUGGAAUGAAAAGCCAGAUUCCACUACAGGGUAGACGUUUUCUUCAAGUAUGAGACACAAGCAACCAAGCCACCCUUACAGUGGAAGUUUUCUGAAUUCACUGCAAACAUGCCAAGCGGUCUCACCUGCCACAACAGCUGAUGUCACCCAUCGGGGUAGUCCCCCUUACAAGGUCCAGGCUUGGCCUCAGGUUCUUCAUGCAGCAUUUCAGACAGCCUGUCCCAGAGGGAGGUGGCAUGAAAGAUGGAACCUGGUUUACUACCUAACUGCCUUUGUGGACUGGACCAUUGCUUUCCAGCAGGCAGGCAUGGUCCUUAAUAUUCCUUCUCUGAUGCUGUGGUACAGCUCCAAGGAUGCCAGAUUCUCACCUGUCUCCAACAGAAUCGGAGAAGGAGGAGGAGGAGGAGG